This is a messenger RNA of Effrenium voratum, 2217 nucleotides long. The record is from the annotation of a GenBank genome assembly. Lineage: Eukaryota; Dinophyceae; Suessiales; Symbiodiniaceae.
AUGCAGAGAGUCCUGCCAGCGCCACGGCUGCGGCGGGCGCUCUGCUCCCUCCAGGCUGCCAGGUGCAGGAGUUCCUGGGUGCGUUGGCGUCCGGUGCCUGCGGCCACCUCAAGGUGGACCCAGAGCGUCCGCGAGAGGCCGUUCUCCACGGAAGUCCACGAGUUCAAGGCUGAGACCAAGAAGCUUUUGGAUAUUGUAGCCAAGUCCCUUUACACCGACAAGGAGGUGUUCAUUAGAGAACUUAUCUCCAAUGCAUCGGACGCCUGUGAAAAGCUGCGCUUUUUGCAGACAACUCAGGCAGUGAAGGAGGUGAAUGAUGCAGACACCCCGCUUCAAGUCACACUCAGCGUGGACGAGAACGAGAGGAAAUUUGUCAUCGAGGAUUCUGGAAUGGGAAUGACCCACGAUGAGUUGGUCGAGCACCUAGGGACCAUUGCCAAGAGCGGGUCCCUGGACUUUCUUCAGCGUGGAGAGUCUGAUGCUAGCAAGAUCAUCGGCCAGUUUGGUGUCGGCUUUUACUCCACCUUCGUGGUCGCAGACAAGGUGCAGGUGUACACUAUGACAGCCGACAAGGAAAAGGGGUCGAAAGGCUACCUCUGGAGCUCUGACGGCUCCGGUAGCUUCACCAUCGAGGAGGUGGAGGAUGUGCCGCGCGGCACACGCAUCGAGUUGCAUCUGAAGGAUGAUGCCACAGAGUUUGCCUCGCUCGCUAACGUCAAGAAGGCUGCCCAAAAGUUCUCUUCAUACAUUGACUUCCCCAUCUACGUGAAAGAGGAGGGAGAGCCGAAAGCCAUCAACAAGCAGGAGGCGCUGUGGAUGUUGCGCUCCGCCACUGAAGAGCAGCACUUGGAGUUCUUCCGCUUCCUUAGCCACAACUCGUACGGCAAGCCGUUUUACACGCUGAUGUAUCAAACAGAUGCUCCUCUUUCCAUCAAGAGCUGCUUCUACGUCCCGGAUCCUGACAACGCCCCCAGCCGCUUGUUCACUAAAGAUCCUGAGAUUGGCGUGGCGCUGCACUCGCGCCGUGUCAUGGUCAAAAAGCACGCAGACGGGGUGAUUCCCAAAUGGCUGCAUUGGAUGAAGGGGAUCGUGGACUGUGAGGACAUGCCCAUGAACAUCAGCCGGGAGAACAUGCAAGACACCCGCUUGAUGGAAAAGCUCAGCAUGGCCGUGGUGCGCAGAAUCCUUCGAUUCCUGCAGCAGGAGGCGAAGAAGGACCCUGAGAAGUAUCAGCAGUUCUUCAAGGGCUACUCGUACUUCUUGAAGGCUGGAAUCAUCGAGGACAAGGAAGGCAACUUCAGCCGCCAUAAGGACGACCUCCUCAAGCUCCUGAGAUUCGAGUGCUCCAACAAGUCCAAGGGCGAGCUGAUCUCCUUGGAGGAGUAUAUCGACACGGCGAAAGAGGGCCAGCAAAAUAUCUACUACUUCACCUGCCCGGAUCGCCAGACAGCCCUGUCGUCUCCCUACAUGGAGCAGUUCCUUCAGCGACAGCGUAACGUCAUUCUCAUGUUCGAGGACAUUGACGAGUUUGUGGUGAAUGCGAUCGAAGGCUUCAAGGACAAGAAGUUCAUUUCCGUUGACUCGGCGGACAAAAACUUUGAGUUGGACAUUGACCAGCCGGAAGAAGACACCAGCGAGGACACGCGGGUGCUCACCGACAGUGAGCAAACCCAGCUGUCACAGUUCAUCAAGAGCGUUCUGAAGGAGAAGGUGCAGGAGGUGAAAUUCUCGGAUCGGUUGGUGAGCUCCCCGGCCAUCGUGACGAGCGUCAUCACUCCACACAUGCGGAAGAUGAUGAAGAGUCUGAUGGCAGGGAAGGAGAACGAUGGCAUGGGCAACAUCCCCAUGACACUCGAGCUUAGCGCGAAGCACCACAUUGUGACCACGCUCCACACCAUCCUGGAGUCCAAUGAGCCGGUGGCAAGAAUAGCAGUCGAGCAGCUCUAUGACACAGCCUGCAUCGCCGCUGGCACGCUGGAUGACCCCCGGGUGCUGAUGUCGAGGCUGAACAAGGUCUUGGAGAUGUUUGUCUACCAGGGUGCUGGUUAUGACUAUGCAAAGGGAGAAUACCGUGGCGAUCUCGCCUCGCCACCGAAGGUUGAACCAACAGAGGUUGCGAAGGAAACCAAAGUCGAGUCCAAGGACUCCAGAUUCGAGGAGGUGAAACCUGAAGAGAAGCCGCAGACAAAGCGCGCACCUGGCGACACAGAAAGCUAG